Messenger RNA from Peronospora matthiolae, 294 nucleotides. Lineage: Eukaryota; Oomycota; Peronosporomycetes; Peronosporales; Peronosporaceae. The record is from the annotation of a GenBank genome assembly.
AUGCGGUGCGCACACAAGGCAGCUGAGAGCGCAUCUGCACGUCUCUGUGCAGACGCCGAAGCAGAAACCGCUGCAACCAAUGUGCCAUCAAUUGCCAUAGCGUCUCAGUCUGUAUCACCUGGUGAUGCAGGCGCUUGUCAUGAAGACACUCAUGUCUUCUCCGAGUAUGAGCUCGGUGUCUCGUACUCUCCUGAUACGGAAGAGGGAUCCGUAUCGAAGGCGUUUGAAACCAAGCCGCCUGCCAAGCGUGGCAUGGAUGAUGCUACUCGUCGUAGCAUCUUCGGUUUUAUCUGA